This is a messenger RNA of Brassica rapa (field mustard), 6775 nucleotides long. RefSeq lists its product as uncharacterized. NCBI's taxonomy places the organism in Eukaryota, Viridiplantae, Streptophyta, Magnoliopsida, Brassicales, Brassicaceae. The record is from RefSeq and is a predicted model, not a curated record.
UAGUUUUUUUUUUUUUCCAAAAACUCUGAAUGUUUUAUUUAAAUUUGAAUAUUAUCUACUAUGUUUUAUUUUAUGUUUUAUUCAAUUUUAAUUUUAAAUUUUAAAAAUUUUAAUUUUUAAAAAUAAAAUUAAUUUUAAAAACAAAUAAAUUUUUUAAAAAAAUAAAUUUUUUCAAAAUUCCGAGGGAAUGGGGUUCCUCGGAAAAUUCCGAGGAACUUUCUCCCCUCGGCAAAUUCCGACGAAGUUUAAGUUCCUCGGAAUUUUCUGAGGGAAAAAGUUCCUCGGAAUUUUCCGAGAAACUCCACUCCAUCGGAAAAUUCCGAGGGAAGAAAGUUCCUCGGAAAAGUCCGAGGAACAUUUGUUCCUCGGUAUUUUCCGAUAAACAUUCCGAGGAAUAUUUCGUCGAAACUUCCGAGGAUUGGACCAUCGGAAUUCCCUCGGUAUUUUCCGAGGAACCUUCCGACGAACUUCGUGUCCUCGGAGUAUCCUCGGAAUUUUGUUUCCUCGGAAUUCCGUCGGAAAAUUCCGACGGAAUUCCGAGGAAUUAUGAAUUUCCGAGGAGUUAUUUCCGAGGACUUUUUUCGUCGGUAUGUCCUCGGAAUAGCGUUAUUCCGACGACAUACCGACGAUUUUUUCCCUCAGUAUCCCGAUGUUUUCUUGUAGUGAUAAUCAACGACUUCUCCUUGAACAGAUAUUCUUUUUGGAAUCAACCAGCUUCGGGUCUAUUCAGCUUAAAGCUGCGCCAGUUUGGUACGUUUCUUUUUCGGAAUACUUUCUCCUCAAGAGAAUUUUCACCAAAUAAUUGUACCGUCAGGUCUCUCACAGCAGAUCAACACAUAGGAAUCCAUAAAUGAGUGGACAGAGUUGCGGCUUCAACUAGUUGUGUCAGCAAGAGAAGAGUCUAUUAUUGAUUCGCAAGUCAUUGUACAAGAUGACAGCACAUCAAACAAACACUCACAAAAGGAUGGUUUUGUCGAAAUCACUUUACACGAGACCAACUUCAUCACAUGCAGGGGCAAAAAGAAACAAAGAGAAUUCAAAAGCAGAUAUCAAAUGAUGAGACAUACCCAGAAUUGUAUGACAAUUGAAAGCGUCGGGUUACACAUUGAUUCACAUGAGUUACACACCGACUCACGCACUUGAACUGAAUCGAUUCACAAUGUCUAAGAGGGAAGAGAUAGAAGAUCUCUGAAACGAAAUUGAAAUUUAUGGUGGAACCUAUCUUUGGCGUCUUUUUUUGUAACACCACUUAAUUUCGUUCAUUCAACCUUGUUCUGAUACAAUACAAGAGGGAAUAUUACAUCCUCUUUGCAAGAAAGCAUAAAGUACAAAGAUAGAUAAAACUAAAUCAGAUAAAUCUUCCGAAAAAGGUGACAACGAAUUCAAAACAAAGCUUGAAUGCGUCAAAAAAGCCUUCCCGACAAAGUCGGACAGCUGGAGAAUAGUCACACAAGGCGACGUUGAGAGACAGCCCUCACCAACGAGAACAAUCAAAUUAUUCUCGAUUGCAUCUUCAGGUCCUACAAACCGCUCCACAAAAUAAAAGAGAGGUAACAAUAAUCGCAUAACAAAAACCCUAAUGAAUCCAUCAGAAAUCUUGAAGCUCUUCACACAAACCCACACAUCAGAAGUCAAUCGCAUAGUCACUUUUACAGUUCUUAUACCACAAGACUGAAAGGGCCAGGCCCAUAAACUUAGUACCCUCGGGUUGUAGACAACCAUUCGCUUUAUCAGAGACGGGGAGUACCUGGGAGAUACGCCGAAAGUGGAGAUGGGUGGUGAGGAGACGGGAACGUCGAACGGUAUAGAUGGAUGCUCACCGGAGCAAGCGGUUGAAACCCAACAGAUCUUCUCGGAAACCCAGAGGAGACUGCCAAACCGGUAUACUUUCGAGAUGAAUAAGGUGGUAGCGGACCGGGGAGUGCUCAAACUUAACAGACAUCGAGAUUCCAGUCCUGAAAGCCUGGUAAACGGUGGAAUCCCAACCACGCAGGACUUCAAAAUGCCGGAAACUAUGAUGAUGAUGAUUCCAUUUAUGUCAUUCACAAUGAUAAAGAUCAGAUUUCAAAGGAUUAGUUCAAAGUCAACGUUCCAUCGUGAAAGAUGACUAUGUGGACUUUCGUUUCACUCCGCUUUCACCACCGUUAUUGAUCUGUGUUACUCGAUUUCAGCAUAUUGAUAACAAAUGUUUUAAGUUUUUUGGUCUAACUCCUACCAUGACUUUCUCUGUGUACUGGUGAAAGCCAAUGAUGUUUCUAGACAUUCACAACGAGGGAACAACGCGAAUUGCCUCCUUCCAUGGGUACGAUCGUGUCUUUUCAUUUCUUGGCUUGAUCGCCAAGAUGGAGUUUCAAAGCGGGUGCUAAGAGCUAUGUGUAGUCUACAACCGGGUAUCAACUACACAUCUGCGACAAUCAUUUGUUGGAACGAAGUAUAUUGCGCAUCUGGCAAGGUAUCUUUAUACGCUCCAACUGAUUUUCUUCUUACGCAUGAAGUGUCGACACAUUUACAAUCCAUUGUUGUUACACCAUUAUCACAAACUCAGCUUUAUCUUAUGGUGAGAGCUAUAGCAAAAUCCAUAAAAGUUACACUCAGUUUUGGAGUGGAGUUGAAUGUUUCGACGUCAAGGCAUCAACAAUUCCUUGAUUUUGGCCAUAUGGGUUAUUGUAUGAUGCUUGUGCUCAACUGCUCAUUACCAGUAUAUUGGCUUAUUUUUGUGUGGCCACCGUUGGUUCAUAGAGCAUUGAUGACAUCUUCUCCUCACCCCUACUCAUCAGUUGUGUGUCCUGUCAAGUUUUCCAAGAAAAUUACAUCUUGAAAAUAGGAUCUGGCCUAGCAAGUAGGAAUGAAUAUAUGAAUUGAUAAUAAACAACUUAUAACUCUGGCUUACGAAAUCCACAUGGAAGAUUUUCUUAUAAAUAGACUUAAUUCCAAUAAACAAACAUUUAAAAAAGGGCAAUUGUCAAUAAUAGCAUCUUUUGAAGUUUAUGUCCCAAAAAUAGCACUAGAAGAAGAAAGUCACAAAAUAGGUUUCAUUAAAGAGGUAAUUUACCCUUAUACCCUUUGUUAUAAGAAUAAAAAAAAACAUUUCAUUUCCUUCGAUCGCGAAUCGUGUCGUCUCCUCUCGGGAAUCUUCAAACCCUCACCGGCACUGUCGUCUCCGACUCGGGAAUCGUCGUCUCCGGCUCGGGAAUCAUCUUCUCCGGCUCGCUAGUCAUCUUCUUCGGCUCGCUAAUCAUCUUCUCCGGCUCGCUAAUCAUCUUCUCCGGCUCGCUAAUCAUCUUCUCCGGCUGGCUAAUCAUCUUCUCCGGCUCGCUAAUCAUCUUCUCCGGCUAUCUAAUCAUCAGCGUCACACUCGCUACUCUCAAAAUCAGACACAAAUCACUAUGUAACUUUUUAAAAUUAGGGUUUUUUAAUUAAAAUUUAGGAAGCUUGCGUUUUGAUUUUGAUUUGUUUGUUACUCUUUCUUAUUAACCAGCGAAGCAAAUGAAAGACUUUUGAAUUGUGGGAACACAAAGUUGUUGGAGCGUAAUUUAUCUCUUUGAGGUAUGUUGCAGAUUCAACCUUAUGUGUGUUUUCUUUCUGAGAGAUUGGUCUCCUGGUUUUUGCUUGUGUAUAGACUUGCUCGUUUUAACGUAAUAUGAUUGGUAGACUUCAGGAAGGAUUUGUAUAGACUUCAGGAAGGAUUUGUAUUGUUUCAGGAAACCCUUCCUGAAAAUUGAAUUUUUUUUUCUUGUCUACGCAGGAUAGAAACAAGAUGGGAGAUUCAGUACCUCUAAAACUAGCACUGCCAGAGCUGAAGUAUCCUAUUGGUUCACAGCCAAAGGAAAAGUCAGCAAUCAACCAAUACUCUGGCUCAGAGUAUAUCUCUAUUGUCAAAAGCAUCCUAAAACCAGAUGAGAUGAUAAGAGUCCGAGGAUCAUUUCUGGGACCUGUAAUGAAGCUCAGUGAGAGAGGAUUGAAGUUAUCAGCAAAGAUAGUCUACGCCAUUCUCACUAGAAGCAUCGUUUCUGUCAAGGAGAAUGAAGCCUGGUUCCAUUUCGGUGCGCAGCCAAUGAGGUUCUCUAUAAAAGAAUUUCAUAUGAUGACAGGCUUGAAAUGUAGUGGUGCAUUAGAAGGACCACGAAGGGAAACCGAGAGAUUUAAUUGGGAAUUGCUAAAGGGGCGUAGUCAUAAGUUAAGUGACGUGGUGGACCAGCUCAGAAACACAAGAGAAGAUGCUUCUGAGGAGAGAGUAUGCCUUGCAAUGCUCAUCCUGGUAGAGAGCAUAUUAUUGCGGAAGAGCAAAGGAGGGAGUUUUCCUUUGGAAUAUGCGAAAAAUGCACAGGAUAUGACAUAUCCAUGGGGAAAAGAGGCUUACAUUGUGCUCCUGAAGUCAAUUCAAAACGCUGUCGCGAAUCAUUUGGAGAAUAAAUCCAAAUUUGAGUUGCAAGGUUAUCCUCUAGUAUUCCUUCUUUGGAUACUUGAGUCGAUUCCUUUGCUAAGGGAUAAGUUCAGUAAGUGUGUACCAACAGUUGAGGUUCCUGGGCCGACUUACUUGUGUGAAAAAUACACUGAGGUAGAGAAUCCAUCACUUGAUAGGGUUUUACAGGUUGAAGCUGAUACAAAGCUGAAGGUCCAUUGCAUACUACCUUCUAUUCCUCAUGAUCCAGAAGAUGAUAUCUCCAUUGAAGACAAAUAUAGUGAAGAGCUGGAAACAGUGAAAGAUGUAACAAAGAAAGGGUACAAGAUUACAGCCGAUGACUGGGAAAAUAGGUGUGUAGACACAUUUGACACAUUGGAUGCUCUUAUUCAAAUGAUGGCAAAUAAGGAGACUGGCCAAGCUUCUACUCCGAUUGAUGAGGAUUCAGUAAAUGAAAAAGUGAACAGGAUCAUCACGGUAAUGGAGGAGAAUCUGAAGAGCAUGAAGGAUCGAAUGUCAUUACUGGAAGAAGAAAACAUACAUCUUAGAGCUCGUGUGUCAGAGUUGGAAGGAAACAACAAUGUUUUUCCCACUAACGUGACACAAAAGCGAUCCAGUGGGACACCUUUAUCUCCAAUGUCUCACACGCAACCAUCGAGUGAGACACCUUUAUCUCCAAUGUCUCACACGCAACCAUCGAGUGAGACACAUUUAUCUCCAAUGUCUCAACAGCCUAAUUUGACACAUGAGGUAUGUAACCAAUAAAUAUUGUUGAGUUUUGAAGUAAUAUUUGGAAAGCUUUUGUACUUCUUGAAUGCAUUCCUGAUUUUUGCAGGAGACAAUGAUUGAAUCAGCUGCAUCUCCAAAGUCUCAACAAAAUGAGGUAUAUGCUCAAAAAUUUUUAAGAAAAUAUUUGGAAAUUCUUGUACAAAAUCCUGAAUGCCUUCCUGAUUUUUGCAGGAUUACACGCAACCAUCGAGUGAGACGCCUUUAUCUCCAAUGUCUCAACAGCCUAAUUUGACACAUGAGGUAUGUAACCAAUAAAAUAUUGUUGAGUUUUGAAGUAAUAUUUGGAAGCUUUUGUACAUAUUCUUGAAUGCAUUCUUGAUUUUUGCAGGAGACAAUGAAUGAAUCAGAUGAUGAAACUCCUGCCCUUGAUACUCAAGUAUUCUCUCCUAAUCUGACAAAAGAGGUAUAUGCUCAAUGAUAUUGUUUUCACAGUUGGAGUUUACAAAUUAGUUUUGGGUGAUUUUUUUUUACAUAUAAAGGCUUUUCUGAUUUUUGACAGAAAGAAACAGAAACGUCUACUCCAAUAGCUCCAAAGAGUAUUGAAACUCCCGUUUAUACUCCAAGUCAGACUCAACAGGUACAUGGUCAAAAAAAAUCUUAGAUUUUAAAGUUAAUGUUUGGAAGCUUUAGAACGUACUCUGGAUUGACUUCGUGAUAAUUUUUACAGAUUGAGAGAGAGCCAUCGGAUGACACGCCUGCCCUUGAUACUCAAGUUUUUACUCCUAAUCUGACAAAAGAGGUAUAUGCUUAAUGACAGUUGGAGUUUACAAUUAGUUUUGGGUGAUUUACAUAUAUAGACCUUUCUAAUUUUUGGCAGAGGGAAACACAAACCUCUACUGAUGAACGCCACCCAAAACUAAUCAAGAAGAAGGAAAACCAGAUGAUGAGGUAAUAUUUACUCUAGAAAUUAUAAUUGAAUGUAUUCAUGAUGGCCUUUCCUGAUAUUUUUUGCAGAUUGUGAUUGAGUCACCUGCUGCUCAGACUCAAGUUUUGCAAAAAGAAACACUGGAAAUGAAUGAGACACCUUCUUCUCCAAUAUCUCCAAAAAGUAUUGAGGCUCAAGUUUUUACUCCAAUUCAGAAACAGCAGGUAAAUGUUCAAAAAAUCUUGGAGAUUUCAAGUAAUGUUUGAAAGCUUUUGUACGUGUUUUUGAUCCCCUACCUGACUUUUUUUUGUUUUUUUUGCAGACGGUAACAGAGGAAACGUAUGAGGCUACACAGCCAUUGACUGAGAUCAUUUCAGCAAACAAUAAAAAGGUAAGCAUAUAAAUGUCUUUCAUAAGUACAAUUUGAAUUUUAAAUUGUAGAAACUUCUUCAUAACUACCUCUUUUAUUUUGCUGUUAUUACAGGAGGAUACACAUGCUGUGCAUCACACACCUUCCUCUCCAUUGUCUUCACUAAUUGCACUAGUUAUUGAAGAAAAUAAGAAUGCUUUGGUAAGAAGAAAUAUUUAAAAUGUUUAUGUAAUAUUUUUCUAUUCAACUAACUCUUACCAUUUACUUUUGUCUUAUAGAGUGAGACAGAAACUGCGACCCAAUAUUUUUCUACAAGUGAAGGAGAGCAUACACAAUCAAGCAGAAAGAA